CCUGCGUGGCGUUCAUGCGCGCCAACUCGCUGAUCACCAUCGGCGUCGGUUUCGUCGCCUUCUCGGUGCUCAGCGUGCUGCGCGGCAUGGCGAACACCGUGCACGACGAGGUGGUUUCGCUGACGCGGCUCUACGACAAAUACUACCGCCGGGUGGCGCACGGCGCACGCAAGUCCCUGGCGCAGAGGGAGGCGCUGGCGCAGGUACGCGCCGCCAGAGACCAUCUCGUCAAGCGACACGCGCAGCACGGGCGCAAGUAUUCUGUCAGCCGGAUGAUGCGGAGAGCAAGUUGGCGUCCAUCUCCGGCCUACGACCACAUGUUCGGCCGUCGAGAUUCGCAGUACUACGGCGCCCUUCCACGGCCUAAGCCCAGCGCUUGAAUUGGUCUAUAAUCGACCCGUGUUUU
Messenger RNA from Rhipicephalus microplus (southern cattle tick), 406 nucleotides. RefSeq lists its product as uncharacterized. NCBI's taxonomy places the organism in Eukaryota, Metazoa, Arthropoda, Arachnida, Ixodida, Ixodidae. The record is from RefSeq and is a predicted model, not a curated record.